GCUCUCUGUUGCUGACGGGUACAACGUGACAUUAAAGCCAGUGUUGCACAAUGCGAUCCCUCAUUAGUCCUUCUGCCCUCACCCACCGCAAAAACUCAAAGGUCUAUCAGUUAGUGAUUCGUCCCAACCAGAGACAGUCCUUUCUGACCAAGUCAGCAGAUCUGUAAUUGAAAUUCACUUAUAAGGAUGGGUGAUUGGGGAUUCCUGUCAACCUUGCUGGACAAGGUCCAGUCCCACUCCACAGUCAUCGGGAAGAUCUGGAUGAGUGUCCUCUUCCUAUUCAGGAUCAUGGUUUUGGGUGCAGGAGCUGAAAGCGUUUGGGGCGACGAGCAGUCGGGUUUCAUCUGCAACACUCAGCAACCUGGUUGUGAGAACGUCUGCUACGACUGGACCUUCCCCAUCUCGCACAUUCGCUUCUGGGUCCUCCAGAUCAUCUUUGUCUCCACGCCAACCCUGGUCUACCUGGGCCAUGCCAUGCACGUCAUCCACAAGGAGAACAAGCUGAGGGAGCAGCUGUCAAGCCCUGGUGGGUCCCGGCUGCUCAAAGUGCCCAAAUACACAGAUGAAAAGGGAAAGGUGAAGAUCAAGGGGAACCUGUUGGGAAGCUACCUGACUCAGCUCGUGUUUAAGAUCCUCAUUGAGGCUGCCUUCAUAGUGGGCCAGUACUAUCUGUAUGGCUUCGUCAUGGUCCCCAUGUUCCCCUGCUCCAAGAAGCCCUGUCCCUUCACUGUAGAGUGCUACAUGUCCCGACCCACAGAGAAGACCAUCUUUAUCAUCUUUAUGCUGGCAGUGGCCUGCGUCUCCCUACUCCUCAAUGUCAUUGAGGUGUUCUAUCUGAUCUGCACCAGGGUCAGAUGUGGAUCCGGCCGUCGCAAUCACAAGAUUACUUCAGCAGAAAACCCUGCCAGCCUGUCAUCCCCCAGGUGGCCAACUACAGAGGAGGCACUCAAGCAGAACAAGCUGAACAUGGAGCUCGAGAGCAAUCACAGCAUCGGAGGAAGCCUGGAUGGGGCCAAAGAGGAGAAACGACUGCUGAGUGGUCAUUAAAAAAACCACCGAUGUGACCAUUGAAAUGUUUUAUCUUGUUUCAGAAUUUUCCCCAAUAGCUCCAGGUUCAUAUACAUCUAAGAGACUGAAGUGAAGAUUUUUUACAAUGUGUUGUACACAUCAUUACAGAAUUUAAAACAAAAACUGUCUUUGUGUAACAGUGUGACAUAACAUGCUGAGAAAAGUCUGCAUAAACUAACAAUAUUAAAGGGGCCACAUUGCUGGAAUUUUACAUUUAUUUUGUCUUUUCUUAAAUGGAAAUCUAAUAAUGGAAAGUGUGCUGAUGCUAAUGUAUUUAUCUCUGAGUGAGCAGAAUAUUGUCUACGCCCAGUUAUUGAAUGUGCCCUUUAAGUUAUUGUCAUGUUCAUUAUCUAGGAUUUUAAAUAAUUCUAAAUAACUUAGUGAAUGAUGAUGAUAAUGUUGAUAAUGAUUGUUUUGAAGUCUGUUUUAUUGAGAUGGGAGAGAUGUUUUUGUAUGUUGUUUGUUGUUUUUAAUAAAUGACUGAAGUUGGAUAAA
Molecule: messenger RNA, 1563 nt
Organism: Lates calcarifer (barramundi perch)
Lineage: Eukaryota; Metazoa; Chordata; Actinopteri; Centropomidae
Gene: gja13.1
Product: gap junction protein alpha 13.1
Exons: 2
Coding region: 187-1047 (286 amino acids)
Biological process (GO): cell communication
Cellular component (GO): connexin complex
Source: RefSeq, a predicted model, not a curated record